This is a messenger RNA of Ananas comosus (pineapple), 2852 nucleotides long. Its product is annotated as 5-methyltetrahydropteroyltriglutamate--homocysteine methyltransferase 2. NCBI's taxonomy places the organism in Eukaryota, Viridiplantae, Streptophyta, Magnoliopsida, Poales, Bromeliaceae. The transcript is spliced from 14 exons. Gene Ontology annotation, molecular function: 5-methyltetrahydropteroyltriglutamate-homocysteine S-methyltransferase activity; zinc ion binding. The record is from RefSeq and is a predicted model, not a curated record. Bases 158 to 2458 code for a protein of 766 amino acids.
ACCAAAUCCCAAUCCACCCCUAUAAUAAAGAAUCCAAAACCCUCCCCCUUUCUCUCUCGUCCUCUUCCUCCUCCCUCUCUCUCUCUCUCUCUCUCUCUCUCUCUCUCUACACUCCCAUCACUCUCUCUACGCUUCGUCGUCCUCCUCCGCAAGAAAGAUGGCAUCACACGUUGUUGGAUACCCCCGCAUGGGGCCGAAGAGAGAGCUCAAGUUUGCAUUGGAAUCCUUUUGGGAUGGGAAGAGUAGCGCUGAAGAUCUGCAGAAGGUUGCUGCUGAUCUCAGGAGCUCCAUUUGGAAGCAAAUGGCUGAUGCUGGGAUCAAAUAUAUUCCUAGCAACACCUUUUCGUACUAUGAUCAAGUGCUUGACACCACCGCCAUGCUUGGUGCUGUGCCUGACCGGUAUUCUUGGACUGGUGGAGAGAUUGGGUUUGAUACCUAUUUCUCUAUGGCCAGAGGAAAUGCUUCGGUGCCUGCUAUGGAGAUGACCAAGUGGUUUGACACCAACUACCACUUCAUUGUACCUGAAUUGGGCCCCGACACAAAGUUUGCCUAUUCUUCGCAUAAGGCUGUCUCGGAAUACAGGGAAGCUAAGGCGCUUGGAAUCGAUACAAUUCCCGUGCUUAUUGGACCUGUCACAUACUUGUUGCUCUCGAAGCCGGCUAAAGGUGUGGAGAAGUCAUUCUCUCUUCUCUCACUGCUUGGAAACAUUCUGCCCAUCUACAAGGAAGUCAUUGCUGAGUUGAAGGAAGCAGGUGCUUCAUGGAUUCAGUUUGAUGAGCCUACCCUUGUGUUGGACCUUGACUCCUACCAAUUGGAGGCAUUCACUAAGGCCUACACUGAGCUUGAAUCAUCACUCUCUGGCUUGAAUGUACUUAUUGAGACCUACUUUGCUGAUAUUCCCGCUGAGGCAUACAAGAUUAUCACUGCCUUGAGCAGCAUUUCUGCUUUUGGUUUUGACUUGGUGCGUGGCACCAAGACACUUGAUGUCAUUAAAAGUGCGAGCUUUCCUGCUGGAAAGUACCUCUUUGCUGGAGUUGUAGAUGGUAGAAAUAUCUGGGCCAACGACCUCGCCGCCUCCCUUGGCACCCUUGAGGCACUUGAGACUAUUGUUGGCAAAGAUAAGCUUGUGGUCUCAACCUCCUGCUCCCUCAUGCACACUGCUGUUGAUCUUGUAAACGAGACCAAGUUGGACAGUGAACUUAAAUCCUGGUUGGCCUUUGCUGCACAAAAGGUGGUUGAAGUGAAUGCUCUUGCCAAAGCAUUGGCUGGUCAGAAGGAUGAGGCUUUCUUCUCCGCAAAUGCUGCUGCUCAGGCAUCGAGGAAGUCUUCUCCUAGAGUGACCAACGAAGAAGUUCAAAAAGCUGCUGCUGCUUUGAAGGGCUCCGACCACCGCCGAGCUACAAAUGUGAGUGCUAGACUUGAUGCCCAACAGAAGAAGCUCAAUCUUCCGAUCCUUCCUACCACUACCAUUGGUUCCUUCCCACAAACAGUCGAACUCAGGAGAGUCCGAAGGGAGUACAAGGCAAACAAAAUCUCUGAAGAGGAGUACGUGAAUGCCAUUAAGGAGGAAAUCAACAAGGUUGUCAAGCUUCAGGAAGAACUUGACAUCGAUGUCCUGGUCCAUGGAGAGCCUGAGAGAAAUGAUAUGGUUGAAUACUUUGGAGAGCAACUCUCUGGAUUUGCAUUCACAGUCAAUGGGUGGGUGCAAUCUUAUGGGUCCCGCUGUGUUAAGCCGCCCAUCAUCUACGGUGAUGUGAGCCGCCCCAAGGCCAUGACUGUUUUCUGGUCUUCUGCGGCACAAAGCAUGACUGCUCGACCAAUGAAGGGAAUGUUGACCGGCCCCGUCACGAUCCUCAACUGGUCCUUCGUCAGGAACGACCAACCUAGGUUCGAGACGUGCUAUCAGAUUGCUCUUGCGAUUAAGAAAGAGGUCGAGGAUUUGGAAGCUGCCGGUAUUCAGGUUAUUCAAAUUGAUGAGGCUGCACUCAGGGAAGGAUUGCCCCUCCGCAAGUCAGAGCAGGCUUUCUACUUGGAUUGGGCCGUCCACUCCUUCAGGAUCACCAACUGUGGUGUACAGGACACUACUCAGAUUCACACCCACAUGUGCUACUCCAACUUCAACGACAUCAUCCACUCGAUCAUCGACAUGGACGCCGACGUGAUCACGAUCGAGAACUCCCGCUCCGACGAGAAGCUCCUCUCCGUGUUCCGCGAGGGUGUCAAGUAUGGCGCAGGUAUCGGCCCCGGAGUAUACGACAUCCACUCCCCGAGGAUCCCGUCCGCGGAGGAGAUCGCGGACCGGAUCAACAAGAUGCUCGCGGUGCUCGAGAGCAACAUCCUGUGGGUCAACCCUGACUGCGGGCUCAAGACCCGCAAGUAUGCAGAGGUCAAGCCCGCCCUCACCAACAUGGUUGCCGCCACCAAGCUCCUCCGCACCCAGCUCGCCAGCGCCAAAUAAACCCCUCAUUAACGCCUAAUUCCUACUAUCUCGGUUUGAAGGUGUUCUCCACAAAUGGUUAUUAAUAAUUAUUGGGUUCGGUAAAAUGCUGGUCAUGCGGAUUGAAUGUUAGGGGUCUUUUUUUGGGAUACUGUUCUUUAUAUGUUGUGUUAUCAUUUUGAGGCUCAUUACAACGGUUGUUUGUCACGUACUCUGGUCAUCCCCCCCACCUUUUUUUUUUCCCUCUCCCCGCAGUUUUACAACUGGGUUCAUAAAUGAGAGUAAAGCGUUUUGGGAGGUUCCAUUUUUAUGGCUUAGACGCUGCUGUGUUGGAUGUUGCUAGUGUGUUAAAUUGCCUGUUCAGUAGAUGCAGCAACUGUUACUAUUUGAAAUUGCAAGUUCUAAAGUUGGUCUA